AUGACGACACCACCUCCCCCUCGCCGCCGCCGCCUCGUCGGCCUCUCCUCCAAAAUGUACUUUUCCCUCUCUCAGACGGAGUCUUACACCGCCGACGUCCUCGCGCGCCUCGCCGCUCUCCCGCCCGCACUCCUCGCCGACACCGAUGUCUUCAUCCUGCCCGACUUUCUCACCGUGGCCGCCACCGCCGCCCGCAUCGCCGCCAACGGCCUGCCCGUGUGGUCUGGCGCCCAAGACUGCCACUGGGAGGACCGCGGCUCCUUUACCGGCGAGGUGAGCCCCGCGGUGCUGCGCGACGUCGGCGCGCGCAUCGUUGCCGUCGGCCACGCGGAGCGCCGCCGGCUAUUCGCCGAGGACGACGCCGUGGUGGCUAAAAAGGCAGCGGCGGCGAGCCGCAACGGCAUGGUGCCGCUGGUGUGCGUCGGCGAAGAGACAGAGGGCGACGUCGGGGUCGCGGUCGCCGAGUGCAGGACCCAGGUCGAGGCCGUUGUCGGCGCGCUGGCGGAUGACGCGGAGCUGGUUCUCGCGUAUGAGCCCGUGUGGGCGAUUGGCGCGUCGCAGCCCGCGGGGGAUGCGCAUGUGCUGGGCGUCGUUGCGGGACUGCGCGAGCUCGACUGCGUCAAGAACAGAAAAGGCACGACGCGGGUUGUAUACGGCGGCAGUGCUGGCCCUGGCCUGUACGAGCGUCUCAAGACUGGCCUCGACGGUCUCUUCCUCGGGCGUUUCGCCCACGACCCGGAGCGUUUUGUGCAGACUGUCAAAGAGGUCGCCGAGGCUUAA
This is a messenger RNA of Beauveria bassiana ARSEF 2860, 780 nucleotides long. RefSeq names its product mitochondrial triosephosphate isomerase. Gene Ontology annotation, molecular function: triose-phosphate isomerase activity. Lineage: Eukaryota; Fungi; Ascomycota; Sordariomycetes; Hypocreales; Cordycipitaceae. The record is from RefSeq and is a predicted model, not a curated record. The coding region runs from base 1 to 780 and encodes 259 amino acids. Gene Ontology annotation, biological process: glycerol catabolic process; glyceraldehyde-3-phosphate biosynthetic process; glycolytic process. Gene Ontology annotation, cellular component: cytosol. The transcript has a single exon.